AUGGCCUUGAUCAUCCUCGCCAGCUUGCUCUACAAGCGGCACAGGGAGAAACCCAAACGAAAAUAUCGUAUCUGGACUGCAGACGUUUCCAAACAGGUUUUAGGACAAGCCUUCGUUCACAUGCUCAACAUCUUCAUAUCUGAUUCAAUGGCAUCCUUGCCGUCAAAAGGGAACCCAUGCGCCCUCUAUUUUAUGAACAUCUUCAUAGAUACCACCAUUGGGGUCUUUGUACUCUUUCUGGCCCUGAACACGAUCACCAAAUUGGUUUGCAAAACCUUGAGGAGAACGCCCUCGAGCCUCGGACUGUCCUCCGGAACCUAUCCCCACCCAUUCUUAAUGUCCUGGGUCAAGCAGAUCUCAAUCUAUUUCCUCGGUCUCGUUAUCCUCAAGUUAUUUGUCAUCGGCUUAUUUUGGCUCGGCGGAGAGGCAUUGGUCAAGUUCGGGAACGGCGUCAUCGAAGGAAUCAGUCAUGACCCGAAGAUCCAGAUCCUCAUGGUCGUCAUGGUUGGCCCGACGAUCUUAAACGUCUUACAAUUCCUACUGAUCGACUCCUUCAUCAAACAUAAACCGAGUCUCAAUCCUGAAGAACUCGAACCCGAGGAUGGCCGGCGGUUCCUAAGCGGAGAGUCGGACCUAGACUCGGAUGAUCAGGACGACGAGGAGGAUGACGAUAACGAGAACGGGCGAAAGCCUCGAGGACUGCCCAAUAAUGGGGACCAAGACCGGGUGGUGCGGAAGAAGAAAGACUUCCAGAACGAUCGCUCGACUAGCCAUCAUCACACUGGACUCUCCAACCCUAGCAACCUGCGCGGAUCCCUAUCAUCCGUGGCUGCCGACGUACAAAACCCGCAUUCAUACCCUCCCAGGACCUCACACCCCGAGACUCGCGAACGAAGCAGUCUCUCAACCGAGCGUCUUGAUCUUACCAAGACCGUCGAAACUAGAGGCCACCAAUCGAUUCUUUUCGCCACUGUUCAGCCAUCCAGUCCAUCGCAAGUCUCCGAUGGAACCGAAUCAACAUUAAAACCGGACCAUCCGUCGUCUUCCACUGACGACUCCUUCAAGCCAUCCAAGCAUCUGCAAGGUCGACAAUCACCACCUCGCAUCCGUCCAGAUCGUCCCGCUCACAACCGAAACACCCUUUCCUGCUCCAGUCCCACUGAACUCAAAACUGGCUUCGACGUCCGUCAUCUCAGCCAACUUCCUUACACUGCCACCGCCAUCUCGGCUGCCCCAUUAUCUACCCACCGGAUCGACCGUCUUCGUCACUACCAUCCGACUCUUAAUCAUUCCGUCUAUUGA
Molecule: messenger RNA, 1302 nt
Organism: Puccinia triticina
Lineage: Eukaryota; Fungi; Basidiomycota; Pucciniomycetes; Pucciniales; Pucciniaceae
Exons: 3
Coding region: 1-1302 (433 amino acids)
Cellular component (GO): membrane
Source: RefSeq, a predicted model, not a curated record